Molecule: messenger RNA, 865 nt
Organism: Polychytrium aggregatum
Lineage: Eukaryota; Fungi; Chytridiomycota; Chytridiomycetes; Polychytriales
Product: tryptophan RNA-binding attenuator protein-like domain-containing protein
Exons: 1
Coding region: 334-750 (138 amino acids)
Source: RefSeq, a predicted model, not a curated record
CCCAGGGAACGCGCAGAAAUCAAUUGUCUUGGUCGCGCUCGUGGCCUGGGAUGCCUUGAGCCCCGCUUUGCAGCCAUGAAAUGCGUCUGACGUUCUAUUGCUCCCUCAUCGUCACCCGGCUCCAACUUUCCCACGCCUUGAAACCAACAGCAAAUCAUCCAGCUGCGUGCAAGUGUACUGCAGGUCCACCUGAAUGGCGCCGCUUCGUUCAGCGUCCGUCCACAGGCCAUCCAAGCUCUGAAUCCAUCCAUCCAUCGCCACAAGUCCCGGGCCACCUUCUCGUCCAACGAUGAUCUGCUAAGCAGCUCCACCGUCGUGGGUGCCCAGGUCAGCAUGGAGACGCUCUCCAACCCCACCGAGAAUCCCGUCGAGGUCUUCAUCUGCGCCCACCCGCUGGCCGAAAUCCGCUGCAUGUAUAUCGAAGGCACCUACAUUUUCCACAAGACCUCGUUCCUGGCGUGCACGGAUGGCGUCGUCGUGGAGCCUGCAGGCAUGUUCUCUGUCGGCAUGGGCUCGUUUGUCGAGUGCUCGGGCAAGGGCGUGGUCUUCCUGGCGGCGAUCGGCGGCCUGCUCACCCUCACUCUGGCUGCAAACGAGCACUUUGUCGUCGAGAACUCACACAUUGCCGCCAUUCCCGACGGCAUCCGAGUCGAGGUCGUCAACCUGAGCCGCGGCAAAGAUGGUUUUGGUGUUUCCUUCACGGGCCCUGGCAAGGUUUUUGUGCAGGCAGCCAAGCACGGGCCAAUGUGAGCCUGCCGAUUGCGAGGAAUCGACGAAUCGCUGCGAAUUGGAUGUGCCAGCACUUGCUAUCGACCACAUGCACUUGCUCUCGACCACAAUAUAUCUGCUUUCUCCAUUCCUCGCC